Messenger RNA from Spodoptera exigua (beet armyworm), 393 nucleotides. The record is from the annotation of a GenBank genome assembly. Lineage: Eukaryota; Metazoa; Arthropoda; Insecta; Lepidoptera; Noctuidae.
AUGACCUCUUACCGUGCGUGGAGCGAGAAGGAGUGCUACACUUUUACUGACGAAAAACAUCAGCCCGUUCCUUCUCCUGAAAGAUCCGUUGUACCCCACAGCUCAGGACAUAGUUCUAAGGCUAAAAAAACAUUACUAUCGGUCACAAAUCGUAUCAGUCGAACGAAACGCACAGAAAAUGUCGAUAUAUUGGUAGACAUAAAUGCAUUGGUGAUAAGUAUACAGCUGCAUAGCGACUGUGACUACGGGAGACAAAUAAACGAUGCGACGCCAACGAGCGUAGAGCACAGUUCUGAGGGUUUGCACCAGGAGAGUCAAGAGACUCCAACUUCAGACCUUGGCGCCCUCCAGAAUUUGUCGCCCUGGGCCAUCGCCCCAUCAAGCGUCCUCUAA